GAGCGGGCGGCGCCCAGGAGGGAGGCACCGGGCCGCAGGCCAAGCCGACCGGGGUCACAAUUUGGGUUUGCAGCAAAAAUGCUUUCAGAACAGACAGCAGCCCUGGGGACAGGAUGGGAGUCAAUGAAUGUCCAGCUGGAUGGAGCAGAGCCCCAGGUGGAAAGGGGAACCCAGGAAGAGGGGCCAUGGAGAACAGCACCAGAGCCACUGGAGCACCUGUGCUGUGAUCUUCAAGAGGAGCCACAGUCCUUUCAGGAGAAGGCUCAGUCAGCUCCCUGGGUUCCUGCCAUUCCCCAGGAGGGGAGCACCGGAGAUUGGGAGAUGGCAGCUGCACUUCUUGCGGCCGGAUCACAGGGCCUGGUAACCAUCAAGGAUGUGUCACUGUGCUUUUCUCAGGAGGAGUGGCGGAGCCUGGACCCCUCUCAGACAGACUUUUAUGGAGAAUAUGUUAUGCAGGAAAACUGUGGGAUAGUGGUCUCUCUAAGAUUUCCAAUUCCCAAACUGGACAUGCUUUCUCAACUAGAAGGAGGGGAAGAACAAUGGGUCCCUGACCCCCAGGACUUAGAGGAGAGGGACAUCUUGAGGGUCACGUAUACAGGAGAUGGAAGUGAGCAUGAGGGAGAUACCCCUGAACUAGAAGCAGAACCUCCCAGAAUGUUAUCUAGUGUGUCCGAAGAUACUGUGCUCUGGAACCCAGAGCAGGAUGAGAGGUGGGAUUCCAUGCCCAGGAGCUCCAGGGGAAUGCUCCUGGGCCCACCUUUUCUUCAGGAAGAUAGCUUCUCAAACCUUCUGUGUAGCACAGAGAUGGAUUCCCUGUUAAGACCGCACACAUGCCCUCAAUGUGGGAAACAGUUUGUGUGGGGCUCCCACCUUGCCAGACACCAGCAAACACACACUGGGGAGAGGCCCUACAGCUGCCUCAAGUGUGAGAAGAGCUUCGGGCGAAGACAUCACCUGAUCCGGCACCAGAAAACUCACCUACAUGACAAGCCCAGCAGGUGCUCUGAGUGUGGCAAGAAUUUCCGAUGCAACUCCCAUCUGGCCAGCCACCAGCGAGUGCACACAGAAGGCAAAUCCUGCAAGGGCCAAGAGGUUGGAGAGAGCCCUGGGGCUAGGAAACGACAACGUGCCCCACCGGUGCCAAAGUGCCAUGUGUGCACUGAGUGUGGGAAGAGCUUUGGCCGACGGCACCACUUGGUGAGACACUGGCUGACCCAUACAGGGGAGAAGCCCUUUCAGUGCCCUCGCUGUGAGAAGAGCUUCGGCCGUAAACAUCACCUGGACAGGCACCUGCUGACCCAUCAGGGACAAAGUCCCCGGAGCAGCUGGGACAGAGGGACAUCUGUCUUUUGAAAUCUGUUUCUGCUGCAGCUGUGGUCACAUCCAUCAGCCGGUGCUAUCAGGAGUCUCUGCCAGAGCUGCCCCGCUCUUGCACCCCAGUGGCCAGAACCAUAAGCCCUGGCCCCAUCCCUGGAAAGAUGAGGUUCCAGCAUUGGCCAGAGCAUUUCUCACCAGUUCUGUGAGAUACCACAUAAAAUAGAGUUCUUUGGGCAAAACUUUUGGGAAACAAUGCUUACAUGGGCUGAUAUUCAGCCUGAGCCCAUUCUCAAGGGUACAGUGGUACUAGCAGUUUAUGGCUGAGGUCCAUUCUAAGUGGUUGGAGCCUAUGCCAUACCAGUUGUUAAAUAUUCUGAGUAUCACGUUUGUAUACCAUAACUAUUAUAUUCUCUCUAUUUGUAGAGAGAGAGACUGUAUUAGCAUAUCAAAGGCUCUGAAAACUUGCAGUAGAGCAAAUUGUUAAGCCUCUUUUAAUGCAGUGUUUCCUAAAUUUAUUUGACCUCAGUGUCUUUUCUAUCUCACAUCCCGCAGAACUGGUGACUCCAUGAAACACACUCUGGUGAACACUGGGUUGGAGAGUAAUGAGGAAACAGGAAAGAGAUAGUGAUCAGGCACCCAGAGCCCCUUUUUUUAAUCCAAAUGAAAGCCAAGGGGCAGACCUCAUUCCUGUGUGGGUCUAUCACCCUUAAUCCUAUCAUCUGAAUAUACAUCCACAUCUCUCACCCCCACCUGCUGAAAAAUAGAAAGAAUAACCUUUUCACCCCCUUAUUCCUAUUCCCUUCAUCCUGCACAUACAUAUAUCCAGCUGAGAGAUCACACUACAAUGCUAAGAGAUGAACCUUAUACCCCUAAGUAACCCAGGCCCACACAGAAGAAAAAAACUUUAUCCCCUUGCACAGACCCCUCUCCUCUUGACUGUGUCUUUAUGUGUCUAUGUGUAUCUGUGUGCAGGGUCUUUGAAGAGAGCAUGCAAAGUGCAAACUGUACAAGCUAGAUGUUCUAGGGGCUGUGUUCUGGGGAUGAGGGUAGUGGGGAUUGUAUGGGGGUUUUUUGUUUUGUUUCAAGAUAGGAAGUAACCUGAGUGAUGAUUAAGGGAGCCCUAGUGGAAAUGGUUAAGUGAUGGGUUAAGUUGUGGGUAUCGAGGUAUAAAGCCUGCCCCAGUAUCACUGAGGUCAAGACAACUGUGGAUAUGUAUGUCUAGGUCUGACUCUCUGGGGCAGAUUCUUUUUGCCUGGUAGGAAGGAGAAAGAGACAUCCUCAAUGAAGUGAGCUGUUUCUUGUUGAUUUCAAGCAAAGUGCGUAUAGAAGCUUUGCGCUGAGUAGGUUUUUUGUCUGUUUUAAGUGCUGGGAAAUUAGGGCAGGAAUCACAGUUGCAGGUUAUUGUCAUCACUCUUGUUUGACCUUGAUUGCCUCAUCGAGGGAGCAGAGUUAUUCUUGAGGAUCUCAUUCUCCCAGAAACAGAACUCUAGGGGAAAUGGCUAUGCUUUAAGCUUUUCAGCUGAUACAGGGUAAUGAGCUUUCUGGUUGGUUUUCCUCCCAAUUCUGGGAAGGUGUCUACCCUAAGACUCUUAACUCCGGGACUUGCAUAAGUAUUCUAGCAUCUGUUAGUUGAUGAGUUGGUCAUUGUUUCUCUUUAUUGAUGAUGUGUUAAUACCAGUCUUAUAAUUUAAAAAUUAUCUUGUAUGUAGGAGCAGUUUGGGGUUAGGGAAGGAGAGGAGCAAAGAGGAUGGAAAUGGGAUAUUUUCUCUUUAAUACUUAGAUUCUGGUUUUUCCUUAACGUGCUUAUUUCUCAUCAAUUUGUGGAAUUAACCAGAGAAGCAAGAAGUGAGCUGCAACAAUCUAGUUUAAUGACUGUCCCAUUUGCUUAGGAAAAACUGGGUGAAUCACAGCUCCUCAGAGUCCUGGCCCCAGAUGGAGCUGAAAAUAGGAUUAUUUUGCUGAAUGGGCUUCUUAGAGUGGAUAUGAUAGCAACCCAGCCCCCGCCUCCCUUCUGCUGCUCAGAGCCACCUUCCUUUUUUGCCUGGAAUGUACUUCUCUUGCUAUGUUCCUUUGAAUAGAGAAAAAAUGGCCAGCCCUUUGUGGUGGCUUUGUCCUAGGUCCUCAGAGACAGGAGCAUUUUAGGAUCAAGAUUAGGAGAUGCCCCAAGGAAUAGGAAAGUAUUGGCUUCCAGUGGUAAAACUGGACUAUGCCAUUUCUUUUACCCUCCUACCAUGCCUCAUUCAUUAAUGCAAAUCAUCUCUAUGUAAGCAGUGGUUCAGAACGUGUUUUGGGUCACAGAUCCUUUUGAGAAUCUGCUAAAAACCAGAAACUCAUUUUUGAGACAGAUAGACAUUAGCAAUUCACACUGUUUUGCAUACACAUUUAGCAGGUUCAGAGCCCAUCCAUGGAAUCAGUAAACUGGGGUCAAAGAAAAGGAGUUACCCUGACCCAAUGGUCAUUAUAUAUAUUUGUGUCAAGAAUUACAAGGCAAGGAUCACUAAAUAUUUUAAGGACUAAGAUACCAGAGGCAGUAGGGUAUAAGGAUAGAGUCUGGUCUUUAAUGACUAGAACGGUAUUGCUUACAUUCUACUCUAUGUUUU
Molecule: messenger RNA, 3917 nt
Organism: Ceratotherium simum simum (southern white rhinoceros)
Lineage: Eukaryota; Metazoa; Chordata; Mammalia; Perissodactyla; Rhinocerotidae
Gene: ZNF641
Product: zinc finger protein 641
Biological process (GO): regulation of transcription by RNA polymerase II
Cellular component (GO): nucleus; nucleoplasm
Molecular function (GO): RNA polymerase II transcription regulatory region sequence-specific DNA binding; DNA-binding transcription factor activity, RNA polymerase II-specific
Source: RefSeq, a predicted model, not a curated record